CCUCCCCCUCUCGGCCCAGUCUGCAGAGGCCCGCCUUCCUCCCUGUCCCGAGCUCAGGGGCUGCUGGCGCCGCAGCGUUCCGCCUCGCUCCGAGGGCCUUCCCAGGCGUGGACCUCUGAAACCUUCGACAGCGCCUGGCGUUUCUGAGCUCCAGUGGGCUAGGGCCUGCGGGUCCUGGGGAGGGCGGAGAGCGGGGGCGGAGGACCAGGCAGUUUCAGGCCCUAGGCCUGACGGGCCGGGUCGGGUGAAACGCGGCCGUCCUUCGCGAUCCGGGGCGCGCGCGGCCCUCUUGGGAUUUCACCGGCGACCCGUAGCUCGGGCACGCGCCUGUCGCAGCCCGCAGGAAGGAGGGGUCCGGCCUGAGGCCCGGGGCGGCGGCCGCCAUGGAGAUCCCCUCGGCCCAGGGCCGGCGCCUGGGGCCUUGGGGGCGGCCCUGACCGCCCUCCUCCCUGCCCGGGCUGGAUCACAGACCUGCCACCCGCGGCCUUCGGCCACCUCUGCGUCUCAGCCCUCCCCGGGCCGCGCUGCUGCCUGGGCGCGGCGGCGGCGGCGGCGGCGCCCUGUUGAAUGGGCUGUGAGGGCCCAGUUUUCAAGCGCUGGCGAACGCGGCCUCCGGGGGCGCAAGGCAGCAGCAGCAGUGGCGACCAAACGGGUGUUGGAGUUGGCGGCGGCCAUGGAGGGCCUGGCUGGCUAUGUAUACAAGGCGGCCAGCGAGGGCAAGGUGCUGACUCUGGCCGCCUUGCUUCUCAACCGGUCUGAAAGCGACAUCCGCUAUUUGCUUGGCUAUGUCAGCCAGCAGGGAGGGCAGCGCUCCACGCCGCUCAUCAUCGCAGCUCGCAAUGGGCACGCUAAGGUGGUGCGCUUGCUGUUAGAACAUUACCGGGUGCAGACUCAGCAGACUGGCACCGUCCGCUUCGAUGGGUAUGUCAUUGAUGGUGCCACUGCUCUUUGGUGUGCCGCAGGAGCAGGACAUUUUGAAGUUGUUAAACUUCUAGUCAGUCAUGGAGCCAACGUGAACCACACCACAGUAACUAACUCAACCCCGCUGCGGGCAGCAUGCUUUGAUGGCAGAUUGGACAUUGUGAAAUACUUGGUAGAAAAUAAUGCCAACAUCAGCAUUGCCAACAAGUAUGACAACACUUGCCUAAUGAUUGCAGCCUAUAAGGGACACACUGACGUGGUCAGAUAUCUUUUAGAACAACGUGCUGAUCCGAAUGCUAAAGCACAUUGUGGAGCCACAGCAUUGCAUUUUGCAGCUGAAGCUGGGCACAUAGAUAUUGUGAAGGAGCUGAUAAAAUGGCGUGCUGCUAUAGUAGUGAACGGCCAUGGGAUGACGCCAUUAAAAGUAGCUGCUGAAAGCUGUAAAGCUGAUGUUGUUGAACUAUUGCUCUCUCAUGCUGAUUGUGACCGGAGAAGUCGGAUUGAAGCUUUGGAGCUCUUGGGUGCCUCCUUUGCAAAUGAUCGUGAGAACUACGACAUCAUGAAGACAUAUCACUAUUUAUAUUUAGCUAUGUUGGAGAGGUUUCAAGAUGGUGAUAACAUUCUUGAGAAAGAGGUUCUCCCACCAAUCCAUGCUUAUGGGAAUAGAACUGAAUGUAGAAAUCCUCAGGAACUGGAAUCCAUUCGGCAAGACAGAGAUGCUCUUCAUAUGGAAGGCCUUAUAGUUCGGGAACGGAUUUUAGGUGCCGACAACAUUGAUGUUUCCCAUCCCAUCAUUUACAGGGGAGCUGUUUAUGCAGAUAACAUGGAAUUUGAACAGUGUAUCAAGUUGUGGCUUCAUGCCCUGCACCUCAGACAGAAAGGUAACAGAAAUACCCAUAAGGAUCUUCUUCGAUUUGCCCAAGUGUUUUCACAGAUGAUACAUUUAAAUGAAACUGUGAAGGCCCCAGACAUAGAAUGUGUUUUGAGAUGCAGUGUUUUGGAAAUAGAACAGAGUAUGAACAGAGUAAAAAAUAUUCCAGAUGCUGAUGUCCAUAGUGCUAUGGACAAUUAUGAAUGUAACCUCUAUACCUUUCUGUAUUUAGUUUGCAUCUCCACUAAAACACAGUGCAGUGAAGAAGAUCAGUGCAAAAUUAACAAGCAGAUCUACAACCUGAUUCACCUUGAUCCCAGAACUCGUGAAGGUUUCACCCUGCUGCAUCUAGCUGUCAACUCAAAUACCCCAGUUGAUGAUUUCCACACCAAUGACGUUUGUAGUUUUCCAAACGCGCUUGUCACAAAGCUCCUGCUGGACUGCGGUGCUGAGGUGAACGCUGUGGACAAUGAAGGGAACAGUGCCCUUCACAUUAUUGUUCAGUACAACAGGCCCAUCAGUGAUUUUUUGACCUUGCACUCUAUCAUCAUUAGUCUAGUUGAAGCUGGCGCUCACACUGACAUGACAAAUAAACAGAAUAAAACUCCACUAGACAAAAGUACAACUGGGGUAUCAGAAAUACUACUUAAAACUCAAAUGAAGAUGAGUCUCAAGUGCCUGGCUGCCCGGGCAGUUCGGGCUAAUGACAUUAACUACCAAGACCAGAUCCCCAGAACUCUUGAAGAGUUUGUUGGAUUUCAUUAAGUGACUGGAUAUGUAAAAUCGUUUAAUGUGGUGCUAAAAAGUAAAGGACUUUAAUCACAGACAAUAGAAUUAUGUGUUCAUAAAUUCUACUUUUCUUUCCACUAUCCUUCCUCCCUACUUAUCCUUCCUUAGUUUUGUAUUUGCUCUUCUUGCCUCAUAUGGUUAUUGAUUUCAAAUACACUUUAAACAAAACCACAUUGUUUAGGUGUAACUAUAAUCUUAAGGUGUUUGGAUAUUGGUCACUUAGCUAUUUUUUUCUUUUUUUAAAGGAAUGAAUAUAAAAUGUUUUGUUUAUGUAACAAGGGACAUUUAUGAUUUAAAGUUGAUAAAUGUUUUACCAAAAUUGCCUAGAAAAGCAUUUCUGUUAAGCCUGUGUCAGCGUGUUAGCCUUUGCAGCAGUUUUGAGGAUUUCAUGAAGAAAAACAACUGAAAGAAGCGUUAAAAGUAAUGGAAUAUCCAGGUGUUCUGCACAUGCCAAACUGCAAUAGGUAGUUUUCACUCUUCCAUUAUUUAUGUGAAAUGAUACAACACAUUAUAACAUCGGGAGGAUUUUUUAAAAGUAUAGCUGCAUAUUAACCUGAAAAAUGUGCUAACUUAAUAAUAGUUAAAAAUUCAUAAAGUUAAUUCCAUUGAAAUUGUUGAAUUAUGCUCGGUGAUACAUACAAAGUAGUAAUCUUAAACAACUUUUCAGAGAAUAUUGAUGGACUGUUUGCCUUUGGGCUUGGAUUCUAAAAUGCAUAGACAUCUCUGUUUUGAUGUGAUUAAUCUAAAUUCCAGCAGUCAGCAUUUGACUCAGCUCACAGACAUGUAAAAAUUAAUGAUUGCUGUGUUUUCUCCUAUGAAACAAGUUGUCACAUUAUAGUUAUACAUUAUACAUUCUGUUUUUGUCCCCUUCUCCCUUUUUUCUUGUGUGGUAUCUUUUCAAAUUGAAAACUACUUUUCCAGAGGGCAUUAUUUGUGCCUCCCUAAGGUUUUUAUGACAGGUGAAAAGGAACUGGGAUAUUUUUUUCACUUUCUUCAUUUAGUCUGUGAUAAGUAGAAAAAUCACUAGAGUGUUAUAGCUUCAAUGUUUUGAUGAUGAAAGUAAUUCUUAUUGCCAUUUUGAAAGUUAUUUCUGUCUGAGGACAGCAAAUUUUGGAACCAGAAAAUGUCACUUAUUCCAACAGGCUGUACAGAGGUCUUUAUGGUUUUGGUUUUGUUUUAAUGGCAACAUUUUGACUGUCAGACUAAAAGAAUAUUCUGUGAUUAUCUUUAAGCAUCACAGAAAUUCAAGGGUACAUACCUAUUUCUUUCAAUGUUAAAAAUGAUAAGUAAAAUUAGCUAUAUCUGUAUUUUUUUCUCUAGUGCCAAAUGAAUGCCUUAGCUACUCAUAGUGCAUGGUACUGUAAGUGAACACCUGCAGCUUUUUUUCUUUCAUGGAAAGCAUUAUAAUGGUGUAGCAACAUCAGAUAUAAACUUAAAACACAACAAGAUUUUGGUUAACAUUUUAUGUAUGGAUAUUGCUUUGGGAAGUCUAAGAAAAAGGUUGCAGCUGGAUCAGUAUAAAAGAUGGUUACCAAGCCAAAAUCAGCACCUAGGGCCUUAAGUAAGAUAAGAGAUACCCCAUGAAAUGAGAUACUCUGAAGGAUGGAGGGGGUGGAUGGGGGACUUUAAAAACCUAUCCCCCAAGGAUGCAGGACACUUGUACUGUUGCUGCAGUUACACUUCGCGUGUCUUCUUGCUUCAGUCAGGAAUGUUUUGAUGGUGAAUUCUGCCACAGUGAUCUGCUUCUGUUUUCCUAACCUGGGAUUUUUACAAGAAAGGUUUUUAGGAUGGUCUGAAGGGAGGUAUUUGAUCCCUAAUUUGAAAAUUGCUGGCCUUGAUCUUCCUGGUGUGAAUCAAGGAACUAGUGUACCUUGCUCUUGGCAACUCUCAUGGCCUGAAAGAGAAAAUGCUCAUCCUCCAGGUGGGUGAAUCACACCCUUUUCACAGCUCAGAUCAGACCCUGUAUUUUUCAGACUUCAAGGCCUGCUUAUUUGACAGUCUGAGGAAUAGCUGUGAUACUUGGUAUUUACUUGGUUCCAUUAUUAAUGCAUAUGAUUUUUAAACAUCAGAACUUAAAAUAUCAGAUAAUGUUGCAUGUUUUAUAAAACAGUUCAUCCCUUUGGCUACCCAGGAUGAGAACUAUUUUAGGUAUUACUUAUUAAAUGAGAAUAAUGAUUAUCUGUACAUAUUCAGACAACGAAAUUUAAUGAUACUCAAGUGUUUUUGAGAAGGGAGGACUGAAUGCUGGAAAGAGUAAAACUGCUGAUUGAAAAUGCUGACAAAGUUGAAUUUGAAGACAGUGGGAUAGAUUAUGAAUUUUGCUAAUGGUAACUGAGAUUUUUUUUUUUUUAACUAUACUAUAGCAGUACAUUGUUCACUAUAUCGCUAAGGAUCUAAUUCUGUCUUGUAAACCAAAUCCAAAUAUGUAUUGUGAAACACCUGUAUAAAACCAUUCUUGAAACAAGUGAUCUACAUGCCUGUUUUUUUUUUAAUUUGUUUUUGGUAGAAUUAUUUUAAAAUGUGUUUAGCCAAACCCUUCCCGAACUUAAGUUUCUUUUUUUUUAAAGGGAAAUAAAUAGGUAAGAAAGGUAAUAGUUCUGUAUCUCAGCUUCUCUGAGAACUCUGGGCUAUUGCUGUUUUUUAGCCACUUUUGUCAUUUUGUGUUUAUUAUUGGUAGAAUUGUGUUUUAGAUUAUAAAUCUUCCUUGAUAACAUUACAAAUUCAAUCAAAACGUCUUGCUUAAUAAUUGUCAUAUAAAUUUGAAUUAGAGACCCAGGUGGAUGAAUGCCUGGGCAAACCAUGUGAAACCUGGGUGGGUUUUGCACUUCAGAGUUGGUAAAAUUGAUCUCUUGAGUUUAGGUAAAUGUAUAAUUCAAGGAAUGGGCAACAAAUCCAUCCUUAGAUUGAUAAAGGGGAAAUUUUUGACCUAAGAACUCUGAAACAACAUUGUUUUCAAUCUACCCUGGAUUACUCUCUCAUAGGCCACAUUCCAGCUAUCUUAAUGUUUUUUGCUGUGUGAACUUCAACCAGCCAAUCAACCAACGAAAAAGCAAGCUUUGGUCUUGUUUGUUUCUGGGAAGGGUUUUAUUUCAUUACACUGGUAGUUGAUUAGUAACUGGUAAUUAUGAGAAACUUAGGUCUGCUAGCACUGUUUGAAGUAAAAUGUGAUUUGGGGCCAGCAGCUGCAUAAGUAUCAACUCUGCAUUUGGCAAGUGUUUUUGAAAAUUAGGUCCCAAGGGAACAAUACUCUGUCACUAGUCUCCACCUCAGCUGAGGCAGCUACUUUAGGAAUAAGGUUGCUUUGGAUUAUUUGAGCAAAAACCGUUCUUUCUUGGGGAAAGGGGCAGGGUGAGGAGUGAGUUACUGGACCUUGGAUUAGUUUGCUGGUUUUAGAAGCAGCCAGUGAUUGAACUAGAGAGGAGAUGGAUAAAAGUAUAAAGGACUUGUUUUUAUGGUAGAUUUUCUGUAAAAACCUUAAGUAUUCCUUUCAGGCUAGCCAGAUGUGUCAAUGUACAGAUGACUAUUCCGUUUCCCUCACUGACUCUACUGUAACAUUAAAAUGGGUUAAAACAAAACUCUGCCUUUUGCUCUAUGAAAAGUUAUUAGUCCAUAAGAUUUUAAGCUGUGUGUUUAUUUCUGCUCUGAAAAUGCACAGCCCUGCUCUGGAUACCCUCUCUGGAAGGUAGAGAGCUCCUAAUGUGUAUGGCACAUUGCCGGGCUUUCUCAUACAUUCCUGGCAGAUUUGCCCAAAUCUUCAGAUGGGCUGGGUUGUACAGUAUCUUCUCCAAAUGUGGGAUCUGAAAUAAAUACUACAUGGAUAAUGGCAAUAGAUAUAUUAAUUUUUAAAACUGUAAAGUAAAUGUCUCUAGUCCUAGGUUUGUGGUGUGUUCAUUUGUGUUAAUGUGUAGGGAAGGAACACUGACUUGAUGGUUAUGGGGAGUGUCUCUUGUGUGUGCAGGGGUGAGACUCGCUAAAUUGUUAACAGCUUUUCAUUUAGGGGUAAGUCACGUGUUGAGUGGCCUAAUCAAAAAAAUGAAGGAGCGAAGAUACAAGCUUUGCUAAGUGAUGAAAUGAACAAGGUUUUGUAUCUGUUUUUUAUCAGGUGUUGUAAAAUUUGUGCAUGGCCUUUUUUGUUGUUGCUUAGUAAUUGGUAGAGAAGAAAGAUGAGGGAGAAAAAUCAGCUUUGCUAACCAGUCUUUUCAGACAUACAUAGCUGAGGAGUAAAAUAUGACUGGCUUAACAUGGUGAAAGAGCCUAUCUUUUAUAACACUCACCUCAUCCUGCAAUCCUCCACAUAGAAGAAUUACAUUGUUGUAUUCUAGUAAUUCACUGUGAUUUAUAACAAACCAGUGAUGUCAUUCUAUUGUGCACUUUUGUCAAACCAUUUACGUGACUUUAAUAAACAUAGUAAACUUGCUGACUGCA
Messenger RNA from Cervus elaphus (red deer), 7006 nucleotides. It is a transcript of the gene FEM1B, whose product is annotated as fem-1 homolog B. Gene Ontology annotation, molecular function: protein binding. The record is from RefSeq and is a predicted model, not a curated record. Lineage: Eukaryota; Metazoa; Chordata; Mammalia; Artiodactyla; Cervidae. Bases 674 to 2557 code for a protein of 627 amino acids. The transcript is spliced from 2 exons.